Messenger RNA from Linderina pennispora, 1342 nucleotides. RefSeq lists its product as uncharacterized. NCBI's taxonomy places the organism in Eukaryota, Fungi, Kickxellomycota, Kickxellomycetes, Kickxellales, Kickxellaceae. Gene Ontology annotation, cellular component: fungal-type vacuole; membrane. Gene Ontology annotation, molecular function: ATP binding; ABC-type peptide transporter activity. The record is from RefSeq and is a predicted model, not a curated record. Gene Ontology annotation, biological process: transmembrane transport. Bases 224 to 1246 code for a protein of 340 amino acids. The transcript has a single exon.
UCUGCUAUUGUCGCUAAUCCUGACAUUUGCCCCUCAGCUCCUCGCUCAGCUGCUGCUUUCUGUGGCUGUCGCAGUAUUAAACUACUCUGGUCCGUUCUUCUUGCAGCGCAUUCUGCAGUCGAUCGAGAUUAUUGGCAAUACUGCCGUGGGUGGUACUCCAGCAAAAUCGAUCCGUAGUGCAUAUCUGGAUGCAUUCGGGCUGUUCGUCUUCACACUCCUAAAUAUGCAGCUUAUUGACCAAGCGAUGUGGAUUGGCCGUCAUAUGGAUUUCCGCAUGAAGGGUCUCUUGGUUGGCGAGCUGUCUACCAAGACCUUGAACCGUCGUGCAAAGGGAUCACUUGAGGGCGUCACAGGCGAUGACGAUGAGGAUAGCAGCGACAAUGGGCUAGAGUCGGCGCAGGAAGCGACAAACGGCAAAAUAAUGAAUCUGCUCACCACAGAUCUCAACCGUGUCACCAAGAUCGUCGCCUACCUGGAUGACCUGUACACGCUGCCUCUGUCAGCAGUCAUUGGUGUCAUUUACAUGUUCAAGCUGCUGGGAUGGUCAUCGCUCAUCGGAUUCUCGAUCGUGAUUCCGUACUACCCACUGACAAGGAAACUAUUCAGCUAUCUGUCGGAUCUUGAGGAGAAAACUUUGGAGCUGAGCGACGAGCGUGUGGAAGCGAUUACAGAGCUUCUGCAAGGAAUCAAGGCUGUCAAGCUCUAUGGCUGGGAGUCCCAGUUCCUCAAAAAGAUCGACGCGCACCACGAAAAGCAGCUGGGUUCGAUGUGGAGAUGGCUACUUGGCUGGGCCUAUGCAUCCAUCGUCACAUCUCUGUCACCGAUGAUCGUCAUGGUACUGAUACUUGCAUCGUAUACCGGCAUAUUCGGACAUCAAAUCAAUGCCGAGAUUGCAUUUACAACGAUCUCGGUGUUCCAGCUUCUGCGAAUUUCACUGGAGCAUUUCCCCGACUUUUUGAGCUGGGUCAUUUCGGGCUAUGUGUCGCUGAAACGUAUCGAUUCGUACCUUGCGAUGCCUCAGGCCCAGGACCUCGAAGAGCGGAUCUGUCGAGUAGAUGGCAGUGAUGAUGUGCUAGGAUUUGUCAAGGCUAGUCUAGUCUGGGACACACAUGGGAAAGACAGCUCAACUAAUUCGGACGAUGAUACUGGGUAUAUGGCGAAGGUCGACGAGAACACACCACUGAUAUCAGAUCGCUUCGACCCGUUCAGAUGCUUCAUUGGACAGCCAGCAGGAGCAGCCAGAUAAGGUUGCAUUCAGGCUCAAGGACAUCGAUAUUCGCUUCCCUGCUAACAGGGCUAUCGGUCAUUGCUGGUCCGAUCGGGCAGUGGCAAGUCAUCGCUG